Klebsormidium nitens is the source of this 1167-nucleotide messenger RNA. Lineage: Eukaryota; Viridiplantae; Streptophyta; Klebsormidiophyceae; Klebsormidiales; Klebsormidiaceae. The record is from the annotation of a GenBank genome assembly.
AUGAACACAGUUCACUGGCUCCUCGCCGGCGCCCUCCUCGCCCUCGCAAUCCUUGCCCUGCACUCACUACAGAUCUCUCCUGCUCGGUACUCGUUCACGUUUUACCACCUCCCCGGUUGCAAGUACUGCGAGGAGGCCAUGCCUGCAUGGAGGGAGCUGCAGAGGAUCUACUGGGGCCCGGCCGUCCUCAGAAAGGUGAACGCAAUGCGAGCAAAAGAGGAAGUGAACGGCCUGGGAAUAGAUGGCCUUUCCGCGUAUGUUCUGUUCGACGGCAACACGGGAUUCGCCUACAAGUACGAGGGGGCCAGGACAGCUCAAGCGUUUUCACGAUUCUUGGCAGAGACGUUUACCGAAAAAAAGCGCAGACAUCGACCGUUUGUUGGCUUGGCUGAAGAGUCACCCCGAACUGCUAGCGGAUCCCAGGUGGAAAGGCUGGUCCAGAGGUACAAGACCAAGAUGCAGCCGAUCGCAGAAGGAGAGGGAGGGGCGGCUUACACUCGAAACAAGUCGGACGUGCGGCUGUGCGUCCCAGAGUCCCUCGAGGAACGAGACGUCCAGACCGGCCUCUUUGUCGCACUCCACGAGCUGGCUCACAUAGCAAACGUGAGCUGGGGCCACGACCAAAGCUUCUGGGACACGUUCAGAGACCUUCUCAGACUGGCUGUGAAAGCGAGGAUCUAUAAGAAGCGCAACUAUAAGCACGACCCAGCACGCUUCUGCGGGGGGCGUGGACUGACACCUCGCCCGGUCCCAAACAUAGAGGCAGCCCGUCACGGUCUGCUCUACGAGAAGGAGGCAAUACAGAGGUUCCAGGAAAUCACGGGCAUCCGGGUUCUUGAUGUCGGCCAUGUGGUCCACGAGCGCUUUGACUGGCUCUCUUGUGUCCCAGACGGGAUAACCGUCGAUGGAAGGGUGGCCGAGAUAAAGUGCCCUUACUACCGGCGGAUCGUUCCAGGGGUCCCCAAUCACUGCGUAAAACAACUGCAGAUUGCAAUGGAGGUCACCGACCUCGACGAGGCCAUCCUCGUGCAGUACAAACCCGCAAGCGUCUUCGGAGUGGAAGAGAUCAUGAUAUCGACCCUGGCCCGAGAUAGGACCUGGAUCCACAGGAACUGGUCUCGACUGCACAAGAAAGGGCAGUGGCUGCAGCCUCCAGCCGCGGCCUGA